This is a messenger RNA of Colletotrichum siamense, 204 nucleotides long. RefSeq lists its product as uncharacterized. Bases 1 to 204 code for a protein of 67 amino acids. The transcript is spliced from 3 exons. The record is from RefSeq and is a predicted model, not a curated record. NCBI's taxonomy places the organism in Eukaryota, Fungi, Ascomycota, Sordariomycetes, Glomerellales, Glomerellaceae.
AUGAACCCAUUCAAGAGCAGCAACAACCAGGCCCAGGCUGCUGGUCAGUCAAAGGAGGACCCCGUCGACAAGGCUUUCGACUUCGUUACCAAGAAGGCCGGCCACGACAUGCCCCGCAGCACGGAUGAGAAGAUCACCGAUGCUGGCCGCAACAUGUACGAGAAGGUGACUGGCAAGAAGGGCAACCCUAAGAUUUCCAACUAG